This is a messenger RNA of Ostrea edulis (European flat oyster), 2751 nucleotides long. RefSeq lists its product as uncharacterized. The record is from RefSeq and is a predicted model, not a curated record. NCBI's taxonomy places the organism in Eukaryota, Metazoa, Mollusca, Bivalvia, Ostreida, Ostreidae. The coding region runs from base 105 to 1985 and encodes 626 amino acids. The transcript has 9 exons.
GUAUGGUGAUGGAAGACUGAUUGCGGAGGGAUUAAGUAAGGAAUAUUUCUGCAAAUUACAAUGGGAUUUCCACCGUUCUGAUAUCACUGGUCCCUACAUGGAAGAUGGAGAAAACGGCACAGUCUGAUACAGAAACCGAAAGAGUUAUGAGUUACAGCUCCCUUCAGGGUAAUGUAGCGGAUGUAUUUACGUCCUUAAAGGAGUUUAUUGUCCUACCAGAAUAUCAUGACAACAUUAGAGGAGAGGUCUGUAUGAGUAAUAGGGAGGACAUCGGCAUACAAUUAGAUUCCAGAAAGAAUGAUUUAAUGAAGACAGACUGUGCAAUUGUAGUGGCAGGAGAAACAAGUGCAGGGAAAUCCAGUGUUAUAAACUUGAUAAUUGGGGAGGACAUCUUACCCAUGGAUACAACGACCACGGCAUACAAAAUAUGUAGAAUGAGGUACUCGGACAAAUUACAAAUAGCAACAUGUGACAGCGAGGGUAGACAUAUAGAAGUAACAGAGUGUGAUGACCGAGAAGAUAUGGCAGACAAGUUGUCAGGACUAGCCAGGACAAAGGAUGACAAAAUAAAAUACGUUGACGUUUGGCUUCCAGUGGACAUAUUGAAGGGCAAUGUAAUUAUUGUGGAUACACCGGGAAUAGGAGAUAAGGAUCAGGAGGAGGUGGCCGACAUGAUGAUGGACUACAUACCUAAUGCCCUGGCCUUCGUCUUUGUUGUUAAUGUGGCAAAUGCUGGAGGACUUCUGAGUGAUCGACUUGUGCGAAUAUUGGAACGUGUGAGAGGAUCCCUGAGUUUCGAUCCUAAAUAUGCAAUCUUUUUACUGAACAAGUGGGAUUCAAUGAAACAAAACCCACGGAAAUCAGAAUGGUUUGUAGAGUUAAAAAGGAAACUGCACGAUGCAUGGAAAGAUGUAGAACACGAUUACAUUUUAAAGUUUGCAGCUACCGAGGUGAAAAAAGAUGAUGCGUAUCAGAGAGAAUUUGACCAAUUCCUACUCAUCUUGAAAAGCAUUAUUGCAAAAAAUGGAAAUCAAAGGAUCAAAGUUUAUACAGGAUUUAUCAGGUCCUUUAUUGAAGACUGCAAUGCAGUUGUGGUCGACAAGGAAAACGAAGCAAAAAAGGAAACAGAAGACGAUGUCAAAAUGUUUUAUAAACUCAAAAAGGAAUUACAAGACACGGAACUCAAACGAAAGGAGGCCUUGGGAAGUAUUCCGCAAAUGACUGACGAUUUUCUUGAAGGAACUACAAUAGCUCUUCAUCGAUAUAUUCAUAGCCAAGAGUUCAAGACGCAAAUUCUACAAGACAUUGACAAAUAUGCAAGAUUUAAGAUUGGAAGCGAAAUCGAGUCUCGAAUCGAGAAAAAAACAUAUCGUUGGCAAAAGAAAAACAUAAUCAAUAUGUUUAAAAGAGAUGUUAUGGGAAAAGUUGCGGAGAAAAUUAUCGAUAUUCCUGAAUCACUACAUAGGAUUACAGACAAGGUGAAAGGAUUCACUUCCCCCUUUGAUGUCGAGAAUAAAAUCGGCUCUACUCUUGUUUCCUUCCUUGCACCCAGUGGAACGGCGAUUUUCGGAAGUAUCCUUAUGACACAAUUGUCCGUAAGUCGUAACGCUGCAAUAGCUGUCGCUGCAACAGGACUUGUUGGUGGUUUAGUAUAUUCAGGAUUAGUAGCGCUUGAUGUUCUGGAUGACGUUGACACCACUAUUGAAAAUGCUUACAAUGCUAGAGUAGAGCGGCUGACAAAUGGCAACAUUAAACAGUCUUUAACCAAAGCAUAUGCCGAAGGAUUGAACAAUAUACUGCAGAAUUUCCUCGAGGAAGAUGUGAAGGAGGAGAUAGAUAACCUGGAACGCCUUGUCGCAUACACGGGAAAGAGAGUAGAAUAUUUCCGAAAACAGGAGUCCGAUUUGAUUCCUCUUAGUUCUGAAAUUUCAAAAAUUAGAGAGCGCCUCAAUGAGCUUGAAAAUACUCAAGUAAAAAUGGAUUGAAUUUUGAAAGAUAGCUGAAACUAUUAAACAAUUGCAUUUGUGGAAUCUAUCAGAAACUUUUAUGAAAGGAAAACAAAUUAGACCAUCUAACGAUUAUCAUUAUUUCUCUUUAUAAGUGUGUGCGGGGUUUGCUAACUUUUGUAAAGAGGGGAUCGGUGAUAUCUUUGAUUUCAAUGCGAUUUAUUGAUGAUAAAUAUGAUAUGAUAUUAUACAUUUUUUUUUUAUAAAUCCCUGUAAAUUUCGUAAUUGUUAAGAAAUUCAUUUUUAGUACGAAUCUAUCAUUUUAUCUUUAUGCCAAAAGUAUCCCUGAUCAUCAGUUUUGAACAAAACAUCCCAACAAAAUUCCCGGUGUAGGGAAACCGUUGUAAAUCAGUGACUGCAAUAUCAAGAGAUCAGAUAUAAGCGAUGACUACCAUUAGUUAGUAUGUAAUGUCAUUCUUUUGAAGCCAAAAUGUGUACACGUUAUUCAGACUGGAUGGAAUUUCUUGGCAUGGUAUAUUCUGUAGAAUAUCAAAUAUAAAUAUAGUGGUUCAUGUUUUUGAUAUUUUUUCUACCCUCUUCAGGAGAGUAAUCUUCAAAAUAUCCGACCAUCAAAAUUAUAUGUAAAUUCUUAUCAACAUUUGUCCAUUGUCAUGGUGUUUGUUUAUUCAGGUAAAACACCCAAGUUAACAUAUUUGACCCUCUCUCUCGAGAAUAUUUCACCCAUAUGGAAACGUCACCAAGAUCGGUGAAGACUUUCAAAUUCUGGUCUUUGCUCGGUGUUUAC